Molecule: messenger RNA, 5915 nt
Organism: Toxotes jaculatrix (banded archerfish)
Lineage: Eukaryota; Metazoa; Chordata; Actinopteri; Toxotidae
Gene: inppl1b
Product: inositol polyphosphate phosphatase-like 1b
Exons: 31
Coding region: 1509-5177 (1222 amino acids)
Biological process (GO): phosphatidylinositol dephosphorylation
Molecular function (GO): phosphatase activity; protein binding
Source: RefSeq, a predicted model, not a curated record
AGAAUUAUCACUGCCAUGUUAGGCAAUCACACCUAAAAUCCAGUCACGUAUAGUUAAUGUCCGUAUUAGUCCCAAGUAAGCUGACGUUAAAUGGUCGGGGGAAAAGGCCGACUGGUCUGGACCACUGGCCGACGUGGCUCUGAGAGGUGCUGCCGUAGGAAGCUAUGAGCUAGUAAUUUCGUCCUUUGCUGGUCAUCUCAUCCUUCCAUGGACCCAAUUUUGACGUCUGCCCUGUUAACAUGAAACAGCUGAUUCUGUGGAUACACCUGAAUGCGCUGUAUCCAGAUGUCUCUCCUGAAGGACAGCCCAAUGACGUCCAAGUCUUCACUUCCAUAGCGGAAGGCACAAGCAAGGAUAACAUGCAUCCACCCCCUCCACCCCACCCUACUUCACCCACCACUCCCCUCCUGUGAGGAUGGAUUAAUGCUUAGGAUGGAAAAGCCCGUGAGGGAACUGCAGCUGGACAUAACCGUGAUUUGCACUCUGAAGAACCGCUGGAGACCACGCCAGUGCGGACGGGACUCUUCUGACAAGACACACAAGCCAGCACACAAACAUCCAGCAUGAAAGUGAGACCCCUGGAUUAGCCCACAUCCAGCCAGACACACUCUAAAUGGAAUCUGGGCCUGGAAGAAGCAAAGACGACUGCAGUCAUCAGCUGAACUUUUUGGAGGGUGUUCCUAUUCCCUUAUAUGGAAACAGAGCUGAGAAAUCAUUUGAAUUAGUCUGGUUUCUGUUGCAUGCCUGUCUGGUUUUAGUGCUGACUGAGUUCCAUCUGGUAUGUUUCUCUCUCUGCUGUGUGUGUGUGUGGGUCCCGUGUGUGCGGCUUGAUUUGUUUGUUUUGCCUUCUUAGUUCUUCUUUUCCUGUUGUUUGCAUGUGGGGUUUUUGUUUUGGGACAAGAGGAGGGCUUGUGUUUGUGGUUAAGCUAGAGGCACCGUCAUUGCCUCAGGGCUGGCUGCUUCAUUCAGACUCUGCAGUACCUAUUGCUGUUUUUUCUCUCCCUCCUGUGCUCUGCUGUUAUGAUCUGUGUUUGUUGGAGCAACACACCCACCUGGGUGCAGCAAAUUGCAACCAAAAACUGAAACAGGGUCUCGGUACAGGAGGGUAUUAUCAGAAAGGUGGACUGGAGCUCUUGUUGGGAAGGAGGCUCUUGUUAGAGUGGACUAACCUCACGAUCAGCUGGAUGCCACUUCUUUCUUCCUACAGUGCAACAGGAUGUGUGACCCGAAAGGAACCAAUAGGGACCCAGGAAGUGCUAGCUAAUGAGGACAAGGUGCUGGGUUGUCUGUUUGACACUUUGAUCAUGAAGAAAAGUAUCAUGGGAAAUUAUUAAACACUUAAGUAGACCCACUCAGCACUGGCUGGCGCUGACAACUUCAGUGACAGUCUGCCAGCAUCAUGCCAUCUGAGCAAUUCUGACAGUAAACUUGCGCUAUACUUGUGUUAUGUCAAGUUCAUCGCCUCAUGUGGAUGAUUUGUAUGAACAUAUCUCUCAACAUUGAAUGCCAUGGCUACGGCAGCAUGGUAUCAUCGUGACAUCAGCCGUGUGCAUGCAGAGGACUUGCUGGCACGGGCAGGGAGGGAUGGCAGCUACCUAGUGAGAGACAGUGAGUCUGUGCCAGGAGCCUAUGCAUUGUGCCUGCUGUUCCAACGUCAUGUUCACACCUAUCGUAUUCUUCCCGAUGCAGACGGCCUUCUGGCAGUUCAGACAACACAGGGGGUGCAGGUAAACUGUUUCCGGACACUGGAGGACUUGGUGUUGGGGUACCAGCAUCCCCACAAAGGCCUCGUCACACCUCUGCUCUACCCUGUUCCCCGUGACACAGAAACAGGGGAUGAGAGCUCAGAUGACGAGAGGCCGCCUCCAGUUACAGCCUCUGCCAACACAGCGCUUUUAUCAGGACCACCAGCUAAACCAGGCCCUCCUGCCCCAUUCCUGGAUAAAUUACACGAGCUGAACACAUCCAGUACUGCGGGUGACGUGAUUGGUCUGCUCAAUGACUACCUCUUCAGUGAGCUGCCUCUCGACAUUGAGAAUGUGCAUAAAGGGGCAACAACUCUAUGCCACCUCAAGCGUACUCUGGGUACCGCUUGCCAAGGCCUAAACAAUGAGAUUGACCUGACUCUGUCAAGUCUGGAAACCCUUGCCAAGGUCUUCGACCAUCCUAGCUGCUCUUUAACACACACCAAGGCACAGGGUCCAGAGAUGGACAUAGACACCUUGUUGUCUAAGAUUUCUGCGUUGGUCAGCCUCCUUUCUUCGCUGGAGAAAAAGGUGUUAAAAGCACUACAAGAUGCGGUGACCAAUCACAAUCUGGCAGUCCAGCCUAAUCCACCCCCGCCUGAACCAACACCCAUCAACAUACCACCUGUAAAGAACCAUGCCAGACCCACACCAGUCCACUCCUUUCAGGUGAAGAUGGUGAGGUAUGGCAGACAGACUGUUUCUGUUGAUGUGGACACAGGAGUACUGCUUUUUGACAGGAAGGCUGGUUCUUUUGGUAUAGAGAGGGUGUCACACGACAGAAUCCUUCAGAUUGUCAAGUUCCAGAGCAGUCCAGCCAAGGUACGCAUGGUGGUUGACAGCCACCACAACACACCACGGGAGAUGGCGUUUGAGAGUGCACGGAAACGUGACUCCUUCUGUCAACUCCUCCAAAUGAUGAAAACCAGGCACUCUCAUCUGAGUGAACCUGAGAUGGUCUCUGUGUUUGUUGGCACCUGGAAUAUGGGUGGUUCCCCUCCUCCUCGCAGCCUGCAGACAUGGGUGACCUGCUGUGGUUUGGGACACACCCCUGACGAAUCGACCGCCUUGCUCCCGCAUGACAUCUACGCCUUGGGGACUCAGGAAAACCCUCAAGGGGAGAGAGAGUGGACAGAACACAUCAAAGCAACCCUUCGCAGCUACACUCACAUUGACUUCAAACAAGUGGCAGUACAGUCCCUCUGGAAUAUGAGGCUGGCUGUGUUUGUGAAGCCGGAGCAUGACAGUCUCAUCAGCCAUGUGAACACAGCCAGUGUGAAGACUGGCUUGGGGAACACAUUGGGAAACAAGGGAGCUGUUGGCGUCUCCUUCCUCUUCAAUGGAACAUCUUUUGGGUUUGUUAACUGCCACCUGACCUCUGGAAGCGAGAAAGUCCUGAGGAGGAACCAGAACUUCGUGGACAUCCUCAGACUGCUGUCUCUGGGUGACAAACAGCUCGGUGCCUUCGACAUGAGCCUGCGCUUCACUCACCUCUUCUGGUGUGGAGACCUCAACUACAGACUCGACUUGGAUGCACAGGACAUCCUGAAACACGUGUCUAAGAGAGAGUUUGAUGAGCUCAUGUGUGCAGACCAGCUGACCCGAGAGAGACACAAGAGGAAGGCCUUUCUCAAUUUCAAGGAAGAAAAGAUUACAUUUCCGCCGACCUAUCGGUACGAACGGGGCUCUAGAGACUGCUACCUAUGGCAAAAGUACAAGACUUCAGGGGUGCGAGUCAAUGUUCCGUCAUGGUGUGAUAGGAUCCUGUGGAAGUCCUACCCAGAGACACACGUAAUAUGCACUGCAUAUGGUUGCACAGAUGACAUCUUCACCAGCGAUCACUCACCUGUUUUUGCCACGUUUGAAGUAGGAGUGACAUCACAGUUCAGCUCCAAAACAGAUCAAAAUCCAAGCAUGGAGAGGGCCUGGAUAGAGCUAGAAGGCAUGGAGGCCAUUGUGAAGACAGCAAGCAAAGCAAAGUUCUUCAUUGAAUUUCAUUCAUCUUGCCUUGAAGAGACACGACGCUCAAGUGAGAAUGACUCACAGAGCUGUGAUGUCCCUGGGUUUCUGAAACUUGGCUGGUCCUUCAAACAACUGCCCAAGCUUCUUCCAAUCAUGUCUGACAUGGAGUAUCUUCAGGAUCAGCAUCUGCUGUUGUCUGUCAAGUCAUGUGAUGGGUUUGAGUCAUACGGUGAAUGCUGUGUAGCUCUGCGCUCGCUCACUCGUGCAUCAGAGCAGUUUGAGACAUUUCUGAGUCACCGAGGUGAGGAGAUGGGCUCCAUAAGAGGACGGGUGAGAGUCCAUGUGCCCAAGGACAGGCGAGGAACGCGCGAAAGGAUCUAUGAGUGGUUCUGUUUUGAGAAAGAUGACAAACGUCCUGUGAGGGGACACAUGUCUCCUGCAUCCACACGGGUCCCAAUAAACAGGUCCUCUGCAGUUCCUCCGAAACUAACCCCGAGCAGCUACACCAAUCCCGCCUACUUCAUCUUUGAAGGUGUGUCAGUGGCACACAGGGUGGAGGAGGCUCUUCCCCAGCAAAAGGACCCCCAGGUAAUCUGGUCUGGUAAGGAGGCCUUGCAGCUCCCAAAAAUCUCUGGACGUCAGGGCUUUGACAGAGGACUCUGUCGCAGAUCGGACUUUACAGAGAUUGAAAUUCCAGCCAUCCUGCCCCAGUACACUCCAACCAAUGACCUUCAUAAACCCCAAACCAACUCCUCUUAUCAGCUUUUUCCUGCCAAAGACCCGUGUCCCAUAUCUCCACCCUCGAGUAAUACCAUCUCACAGUACCAGGAACAAACUUCACAACCCAGAGACAAAUACCAAGGUAAGAAUGUUGUUCAGGACUCCAUACUGCCUGAGAAGAACCUGAGGAACUUGUAUAUGAAUCACUCAGCAAUCAUCAGGGAAAAAGCCAGAAGGGAUCAACAUCAGCUUCUUCCAGAGAGGACCAAUCCUAUCCGGGCAGCCAAGGCGCCGUCAGCUCUUCCCUACACGCCAACACACUUAGCACGCUGUCAGGCUACGGCUACCUGGAUGGUGGAUCCGCAGCCACCUGGGCCUACAGGGGACAACUCCCUCACUGCUUUGCAAAUUGCCAAGUCCCUUAGCGAAGUUGACUUCUUCCCCACAGAGCAGAAAGGCCCAGCCAUACACAACCAGAGGCCAAAUUAUAGAAAUGGCCCUUCAAUGCAUGGAGAUAGAGGCUAUGGCUGGGAGAAAGAGGUGUCCGUCCUCCAGGGUGCACCGGAGACAGUGCAGGAACUUCUCAGUACUCUGGGUCUUCAGAAAUACACCCUAGGACUCAGCCUCAAUGGCUGGGAUGAUCUGGAUUACUUCAGCGGCAUCACUGAGGAGGAUCUACGUGCUGCAGGAGUGACGAACCCCUCGCACCGACGCAGGAUCCUCGAGAACCUGCCCAGGAACUGGAACUGACAUACAGAGAUGACAGACACUGAUGGUGCCAAGCCUCGCAGUCUGCUCAAUUCGAACUGGAAGAACCGCGAAGAACUGAGUGAUGAAGAGGGGGCAGACUGAUCGGAUAUCGAUCACAGCAGCUGGACUUUACCUCGGCCCCUGCCGUCCUUUCAUUUACUCAAUCGAUACUGCAACAGUAGUUUGUCCGUGUCAACACAAACAAAGGGAACACAACGCAGGAAGUACUCAUUGCACAGUCUGCUUUAUUCAUCUGUCCAUCUUGACAGAUAAUGAAAGAGGUGGGUGACAUGAAUGAAAAGCCUUUAUGUAUCUCGAGUUUCUGACACAUGCACAAAUGUUUAUUGUCUCAUUGAUUUUGUUUUAAAUGAUUUUUAAAUGACUAUAAAAAAAAAAUAUAGGUCUUCAGCUUCCAGUGUUCACUCAAGGUUAGUGUUUACCAUUUACCUUCAUCCCUUCUACUGUGUGCUUUCCAUUACUCUGCUACUAUUGAGCCUGGACCUGAACUUGUAAAAGCCCUCUAUUAAAUCUAUGGAGCAUAAAAUCCAUAGUUGUACUUAUCUACUGGAACAUUGUCUGUAAAGUUGGUGUAGAAGGACCUGCCAUAUCUCAUUUUGUUUACUGUCUCCUACUGUUGCUAUCAUGUUACUUAAUCAGUACCUAUGCCCACUGUGCAUGUUUUAUGCAACCUUUAUGAAGUAAAGUGCAUAAAGCAACUCUUGACUGUCACCAAGCAGG